UCCCAAAAAUCAAACCCUUACCCGCCGCUUUUCUAACAAAAACAGAAAACGGAUAAAGUUUCUCUCAUCCGUCUCUCUAGCACUCAAAGUUUGUGCUAAGUAGAAAUGCUUGCCAACCCUAGCUUCCAUGGACGACCUCUACAAUUUGUACCAACAGUUCGUAACGAACUGUGCAGGCCCUCCGCUUGCCCUCUACAGCUUCACAGCAGAAGCUAUCAGUUCCUUGCUUCCUCAUUGGGAGACAAGAGGAAGAGAAUAAGAAGAAGAAGCAUUAGCCGAAGUUUUAAAACUCAAUUCUCCGUAAGAGCUUCAGCGGAGCCUCAGGACCUGUCGGUUUGGGCUGUGGGUAGUGCUGGAGUUCAAGCCUCCCCAUUCUCUGUUCGAAUACCCGUUGGGGAUAGACAUAUAACGGUUGAGACAGGUCUUAUAGGGAGGCAGGCUAGUGGGGCAGUUACAGUUACAGAUGGAGAAACUAUUAUCUAUACAACUGUUUGUUUAGCUGAUGUCCCAAGCGAGCCUUCUGAUUUUUUCCCUCUUUCUGUUCAUUAUCAAGAACGUUUUUCAGCAGCUGGUCGGACGAGUGGGGGAUUUUUUAAACGAGAGGGGAGGACAAAAGAUCAUGAGGUUCUCAUUUGUAGAUUGAUUGAUAGGCCUUUACGUCCAACCAUGCUUAAGGGAUUCUACCAUGAAACUCAAGUACUUUCUUGGGUAUUAAGUUAUGACGGUUUGCAUCCACCAGAUGCCUUGGCAGUUACGGCUGCUGGAAUUGCUAUGGCUUUGUCAGAAGUACCAAGUUCAGAAGUUAUAGCAGGAGUUCGAAUUGGUCUUAUUGGUGAUAAGUUCAUCGUGAAUCCAACCAUUCAGGAAAUGGAAAACUCGAAGUUGGAUUUGUUACUAGCAGGCACAAACAAUGCAAUAUUGAUGAUUGAGGGGUAUUGUGAUUUUCUUCCGGAGGACAAGUUGCUUGAAGCUGUAGAAGUUGGGCAGGAUGCUGUGCGGGGUAUCUGCAAGGAGGUGGAAGCUUUAGUGCAAAAAUGUGGAAAGCCAAAAAUGCUUGAUGCAAUCAAAUUACCUCCUAAAGAGCUGUAUAAGCUAGUCGAAGAAAUUUCUGGCAAUGAGUUGGUGGAAGUGCUACAAAUUAAAAACAAGAUUCCAAGAAGAAAGGCAUUAUCAUCAUUGGAAGAAAAUGUUAUAAGCAUAUUGUCUGAGAAGGGUUAUAUCAGUACAAUGGAAGCUUUUGGGUCUACUGAAACAUUACCAGAUUUGCUAGAGGAGGACGAGGAUGAAGAAGUGGUUGUUGAUGGUGAAGUUGAUGAGGGUGAUGUUCACAUAAAGCCAGUUGCAAGGAAGACUGUCCCAUUGGUAUUGUCUCGACUUAAUCUUUAUUAAUUUCUGACCUUCAUC
Messenger RNA from Nicotiana tabacum (common tobacco), 1404 nucleotides. The record is from RefSeq and is a predicted model, not a curated record. NCBI's taxonomy places the organism in Eukaryota, Viridiplantae, Streptophyta, Magnoliopsida, Solanales, Solanaceae.